AUGGCGGUGAGUGCCACGACGGGGGUGAUGAACCCACUCCUUGGCAAGCUCACCAAGCUGCUCGACGAGGAGUACAAGAAGUUCACGGGGGUGAGGAAGCAGGUCUUCAUCCUAAAGGAUGAGCUCAGCGCCAUGAAAGCUCUCCUUGACAAGAUGGAGCUUAUGGAUAAGCUCGAUUCAUCUGCCAAGGACUGGAGGGAACAUAUCAGGGAUAUGACCUAUGAUAUGGAUAACUGCAUUGAUGACUUCAUGCAUGACAUUGAAUGUGCCCAUGGAAAGAAAGGCUUUGUCAGGAAGAUGGCUCAACGUCUCAAGAGAUUGGGGAGGCGUCAUCAGAUCGCCAACCGCAUCGAGGAGCUCAAGGAUCUUGCAGUGGAGGCAAAUGCUCGGCGAGAGAGGUACAAGAUUGAUGAUUGCAUCAAUUCGAGUCAUGACAUUGUGCUUGUGGAUCCCCGAAUGACGGCAAUCUACAAGGAGGCAGCAAGCCUUGUUGGGAUUGAUGGCCCGAGAGAAGAGCUGGUCAGCUUGUUGAUGGAUUCCCACAAGAAACUCAAAGUGGUUUCCAUCGUGGGGUUUGGAGGCUUGGGUAAAACUACACUUGCCAAACAAGUGUAUGAUGAAAUUGGAGGACGGUUUAACUGUAAGGCAUUUGUCUCAGUCUCCCAAAGACCAGAUAUGAAAAGCCUUCUCGAUGGACUACAAUUCAAGCUUGGGAUGGAGGAAUCCUCUCAUGCUCACGAGCUCCAAGACUUCAUUGACGGGCUUCGAGAAUACCUCAAAGAUAAGAGGCCAUAUUUUUUGUACCUUGGUAUGUAUCCUGAAGACCGUGAGAUCUACACGAUUGAUCUAGUUCGGCAAUGGAUAGCCGAAGGCUUUAUUUGUAAUCUGCAUGGGCAAGAUUUGGAUGGUGUUGCAAGAAGUUAUUUCAAUGAUCUUAUCAACAGAAGCUUGAUUCAGCCCGGAAGAACAUUUUGUGGCAAGUGUACAGAAGAUAAUUUUAUAAGUGUGGCAUAUAAUUAUGAAGACAUAGCAAGAUUGCACAGUUGCAAGUACAAAGUUCGUCGAUUAUCCCUCCAGUCAAGUGUUAGUGCAACAUCGAAGACCCUUGCUACUAGCAUGUCACAAGUUCGAUCAUAUGCACGGUUUGGAGAGUCCAUGUACACAACUCCACUUUCACAGUUUAAGUAUCUCCGAGUGCUUUUGUUUGAGUUUUCAGGUCGAAGGGGUACGUCAGUGGACCUUACAGCAAUUGGCCAUUUGUUUCUGCUUAGAUAUUUAAAGAUUGAUACCAGAUUUGCAGAUUUAGUGCUCCCUACAGAAAUUCAAGGGCUUGUGCAUCUGGAAACUCUACAUGUAUCAUGUUGUCCAACUCAAAGCUUUCCAUCAGAUAUAGUUCGCUUGCUUCAUUUGAAACUUCCGUAUGGUACAGUGUUGCCUGAAGGGAUCCAGAACAUGCAAUCAGUCCGUGACCUGCACUGUACUGGCAUGCCGAAGACUUUGCUGGAGGAUGUCAAAGGCCUUGGGAAGCUGACAAAUGUGGAGGAUUUGAAGUUAUGCACACCUUACGACCAAUUCUUGGUGUCGGAACAAGUCGAUGCUUUGGUAUCCUCCAUUGGAAUGCUUCGGGACCUCAGGCGCCUGACCCUCGAUUGCAAGAUUGAAUGCGAAGUACAUGGCAACCAGUUGGAGUCAUUGCUUGAUCCUCCUCCCCGUAUCGAGCUGCUCAACCUGGAAACAUGGGAGCCUCGCCAUGGAUUUCUGCUGGGGUCAGUGGAGAGGCGCUACACCAGUUGGAAUGGAGUGCCUACCCUGCCUCCAGGACAUCUACGUGACUCUUCGCGAUACCCGUGGAAGAAAUACACGCGCUAA
Molecule: messenger RNA, 1869 nt
Organism: Triticum aestivum (bread wheat)
Lineage: Eukaryota; Viridiplantae; Streptophyta; Magnoliopsida; Poales; Poaceae
Product: disease resistance protein RGA5-like
Exons: 3
Coding region: 1-1869 (622 amino acids)
Molecular function (GO): ADP binding
Source: RefSeq, a predicted model, not a curated record